Molecule: messenger RNA, 1020 nt
Organism: Podospora pseudopauciseta
Lineage: Eukaryota; Fungi; Ascomycota; Sordariomycetes; Sordariales; Podosporaceae
Gene: URA1
Product: dihydroorotate dehydrogenase
Exons: 1
Coding region: 1-1020 (339 amino acids)
Biological process (GO): pyrimidine nucleotide biosynthetic process; 'de novo' pyrimidine nucleobase biosynthetic process
Cellular component (GO): cytoplasm
Molecular function (GO): dihydroorotate dehydrogenase activity
Source: RefSeq, a predicted model, not a curated record
AUGUCGGAACUACCACCGCCCAUCAAAAUCAACCCGCCAUUGAUCAACUCGGCUAACCCAUGGGCAUCCGGCGAUGUGGACUUAGAGCGGCUGUAUCUUUGCCCUUCCACAGGCGCAGUUACAACUCGAACCGCUACUUUGGACGGCUUCAAGCACGAUGACGCUAUUCAUCGAUACACCUUCUUCGAUCCCUCUAGUCCCGAAACCUCAAAAUCCACCAACCCAACCCCCCAAGAAGCCAGCAAAGCUCCUGCUCAAAAAGCAAGCUUGAACACACUAGGCUACAGCCCUUACGCUCUAAUUCAAUAUAUGCAAUGGAUAUACAAGAUCUAUACUACUUGCUCUGGUACUCAGCCCAUCAAACCCUUCAUCAUCUCAGUCACGGGCACCCCGACCGAGGUCGGUGAAUGCUAUACAUGCAUCGCCGAUUACCUGUCCGAGUAUAUAACCGCCGGUCACAUCUACAUGGAAAUCAAUCUCUCCUGCCCCAACAUACCCAACAAACCUCCUCCCGCGUACUCUAAAGACGCACUGGUCGAGUACUUUCGCCGCCUGCGGUUCACGAUGCGUGAUAAACUCAGACCAGACUUACCACGCCUGCCCUUCGGCAUCAAAACACCACCCUACACCCACUCCUCCGAAUACAACGAACUCAUCUCUGCCCUCGAAGAGGAAGGUGAUCAAGUCUCCUUCAUAACAUGCACCAACACCCUAGGGUCAUGUCUCGUUCUCUCACCCGAGGGCGACCCUGUUCUGCCGGGUAACGGGAUUGGGGGGAUGGCCGGGGCGGCGCUGCACCCGUUGGCCCUGGGGAAUGUGGCUACUAUUCGGAGGAUGUUGGAUGAGAGACCGAGUUUGAAGCAUAUCACUGUAAUAGGGAUUGGAGGUGUGGAGGAUGAGAAGGGGUACAAGAGAAUGAGGGCUGCUGGGGCGGGGGUUGUUGGGGUGGGUACUGCUUUAGGGGUGAAAGGAGUUGAGGUUUUUGAGGAGAUUGAGAAGGGAUUGAAGGGGGGGUGGUGA